GAAAAAUUUUUGUUAGCUGAAAAGACUAACAGGGGUAGAGUGGGGUACUUUUGUAUCCAUAGUAACCUAUAACUUUCAACAUGGCGGAUGGCGCGAAGUUGAAACGYUGGUUGAUUGUUCAUUUCCUUUUUCUCUGCAAGGACAUGGAUUAUURAUAUUCUCARGGUUSUUUAGGAUACCUUUGCAACAAUUUGGCAGCAAUAUGGCGAUGGAAAAGCUGUGCACGAUCAAAGAGACUCACAACAAAGCCAUAACUGCUGUYACGUACAAUCCGAUGAAACAUGAAAUAGUCAUUGGGUUUCAAGAUGGUGUGAUCAAAGUUUGGGACUAUUCUGCAAGUGAACCAGGCAAGCUUUUGAGGACUGUCCAUGAACAUGAUGGAUGGGUUACAAGCUUUCUUUUCUGGAGUGAACCCAAACUAUUGUUUUCUGGUUCGAAUGAUGGUACCAUUAUUGCCUGGGGCUCUGGUGGAGCAGUACAUGAUAGAGUCCCAAUUGGUGACCCUGUUUAUUCSAUGGCAUGGAAUACACGUCGUAAUCAGAUAGUGGCAGCUGUUGGCUCAAGUGUCCAAGUGUUCAAUACACGAGAUCAAGGAGAAGUUGGCCAUGUAAUAGAUCCUAAAGCCUUCAUUUCUAAAGAACACACAGACCUUGUAAAAUGUAUAGCUUGUCAUGAAGCAAGAGUCUAUAGUGCUGGGUAUGAUCAAAUGCUUGUGAUCUAUGAUGCUGCUUUUUCCUAUCACAAUAAGAACAUUUUAUCAGUUGUUACUAAGAUUCCCAAGGCUCACGAUGCUGGUAUUAUUUGUUUGUGUCUUGCUCGUGACACUGAGAACAACACGUGGAUCUUGACAGGUGGMUUUGAUAAAGUUGUCAAGGUUUGGUCACAAGAUGGACAACCAUUACACAAGUUUGAUGGGUUUGGCACUGCAGUGUCUGCUGUGUGUUAUGUACGAGCCGUCAAGACAGUAUGGAUUGCUGGUGGGUCUACACAAGCUGCUAUCUAUGACCCUAAAUCGGGAGACAAUGUCUCUGACUUCAUUGGUACUUUUCAAAGUGAAGAAAUAAGUGGGUAUCCGCUGGUUUCACUUCAGUAUCUAACAGAUCUUGGACAUGUCAUUGGGACCAAUACAAGGCGUCAUUUGAUAUUCUGGAAGUAUAAUUCAUCAGGAUGUGUAACAACGUUAAAGAAUAAAUUUUCAGUGGAAACUCUUACUUACACCCGUAAAGUCCCUAUAUUGAUAUUCAGUGGUGGUGGGGAUGGCAAUGUAACUAAAUGGGAAAGACUCCAAUCAAAUAACUUCAUGUAUAGAAAAUCUUCUAUCMGAUCUACCCAUAUCUACUUUGUUGGUUGUUUAGCCUUCGCYGAUCUUAGUGUUGGAGUUGUAACUGUKCCCUUCUACAGUGCCGGCUCGUUAACUUGGCCAUUUCUUCUUAAAGGCACUCGUUAUUUUGAGAUGGUACUGGACUUCUUGAUAUUYCAAAGUCUUGGCGCAUCUACAUAUAGCCUCCUCGCAGUCAGCUACGAUCGUUUUGUUGCGAUUACAGCCCCACUGAUGUACCCUGCUAWGAUGACCUCUAAAAGGGUGUUUACCUGCAUCUGUCUUGUAUGGAUUGUAGCAACCAUCAUUGGAGCAAGUAGUUUUAUGUUUAGYGACUAUGAAAGCAGACCCUCUGUUUAUUUGCUCGUCAUUAUYGUUGCUUUUGUUAUUCCAUUCUUACUGGUAGCUUACUUUUAUAUAAUAAUUAUCAAAAUCGCAAGGCGGCAAGCUCGUCUCAUUGCAAGUCAAUGUGAACUGAACUUGACGGAAGAGCAAAAACAAUCACGAACGAAUGAGAAACGAGAACAAAAAGCAGCAAUGACCAUAGCUAUUAUCAUCGGCGCAUUUGCUUUAUGUUGGUUGCCUAAUCUAGUCAUUGGGCUUAUUCACUUUACUGUAUCAACCUACAGYGAGUGUGAAGCUGAAAAGAGUGAACAGUUGUGGCUUGCUACGUUGCCUUUYGCCUUUAUCAACUCUGCCAUUAACCCAAUUAUUUACACAAUGCGCCAUAAAAACUUGCGUGGGGAAUUAAAGGAUAUGUUAAAGGCGGCCUGCGCUAAGAGAAGUCAAUAA
Exaiptasia diaphana is the source of this 2110-nucleotide messenger RNA. RefSeq lists its product as uncharacterized. Gene Ontology annotation, cellular component: membrane. Gene Ontology annotation, biological process: G protein-coupled receptor signaling pathway. The transcript has 14 exons. Gene Ontology annotation, molecular function: G protein-coupled receptor activity; protein binding. Lineage: Eukaryota; Metazoa; Cnidaria; Anthozoa; Actiniaria; Aiptasiidae. Bases 203 to 2110 code for a protein of 635 amino acids. The record is from RefSeq and is a predicted model, not a curated record.